Molecule: messenger RNA, 2220 nt
Organism: Alternaria metachromatica
Lineage: Eukaryota; Fungi; Ascomycota; Dothideomycetes; Pleosporales; Pleosporaceae
Exons: 3
Coding region: 1-2220 (739 amino acids)
Source: RefSeq, a predicted model, not a curated record
AUGGCGUCCACAUACAGCAUGCCAUACACUCCCGCUGAUUACGUCGCUUCCGAAGCACUACUUCCUGAGGAAUUCUUCGGUUAUGCCGACAUCCCAACUCUAGUGAAGAUUCACGAGGUUCUGUGCAAUAGCGAAACACAGGAUGACGUCGAGCUCGCUACAUGGAUACAGGAAAGAUACCUCAGCGCCCCCAGGAACGAUUCUGGAACAGAACAGAUGCGUACCGCGCAGGAAUUCGGCAGAUUAGACAGGGCUUACCGUAGGGUGCGGUCUCUCAGUGGCAAAACCCAGGACAAAUGGCCAAUUCUGGACAUACAUUUCAAGGAGAUGUCAUCAAGCAUGGUUCGAAAUAACGCGCGCGGUGAAGCCGCUCCCGGAGUCAUGUUCCCAAUUGACGGAUUGCAGAAGAAAGCUUGUCUAGCUGGGCAGCCGCUCAACGGGUUUGUCACACCUGAUGCCUCCGCAGGACCAAAGCUCCAAGUGCCGUUUACAAAUAAGCCUAGCCGGUACCAACCAGACGUGCAGACUUACCCACGUCCGACACGGCAGACUCCUGUACCACUUCCUUCCAACGUUACUUCCAAAUCAUCUGGAGAGCGGAGCUCUGAGAGCCAUGCCGUACCUCCCAAUCGGUCUCAGAUUCCUGCAACCUCUUCACAGAGCAUUCCGCAGCACACUGACUUCUCCUCACAGCCAGACGGCCAUACAACGUCUCAGACCGAGCCACCCCCAUCAGGCUUGCCUAAAACCGAAAAAGCUCUUGGCCAGACCCCACCUAACGACAACAGUGAAGCUCUUCUAUCAGAGCCCGUAGGCGGUAACAUGACGCGCCACAUCGGCUCCAACCCCAGUGAAGAUUUGCAGGCAGAGUCGGCAGUACGAGAUGCGGGCGCGGGUAAGGUUCGCGGCCCAAAUGGACGCUACUUACCCAAGGACGACGUCGAGCCCGAGACCAAAAAGGCUAAGAAGCCGAAGAAGGCAGUUAAGCCUCGUACGGGCUUGAGAAAUAUGAAAAAACUGGAAUCACCUGCACCAAGCACAGUCGGCGAAAAACCAGCGACUGUACCAGCCGAAGAUGAAGAUUUGAUGGCAGAUGCUCAGCCGCCUUCGCCUCCAGUGUCUAGCCAUGGGGCUGAUGAGAUGAAUGGAGUGGAAGAUGUCACAUCUGCUAACCCAGCUUUUGACAUCGUCGUAUCAUCCACAACCGAUCUGGCUACAUCCCCUGCAGCCGCAAGCGAGCAAGAGGCCGAGGUGGAGGACGAAGUAGCGUCCGACUCGGGAUCUACCCCUGCGUAUCUUCUUGCAGCCGCGGCUGAUCCAGUACCGUCAAAUCUGGACAAGCUGCCUCCUAACUCUAGGAAGUCCAUCAAAAGAAAGAGUGAGCCAACUGCCACGUCUGGAGACCGGAAGCGGGGUAAACACGGUGGAAUAGUCGGCCGCCCAAGGAAGUCCGAGCAGCAUGGAAGCCACACAUCAGAUCAAGAGCCAGCUCAAGAACAAGAUGAGAAGGUCACAGAGACAGAGGAUCCGCCUCAGAUGGUAACACGUCGAGCUACCCGACGCUCUGCGGCAGCAAAUCUGAACGCGCCCGAAACCAGCAAGCCAGAUGCAACGUCGAUGGCAAAACCGCCUAUCAAGGCACCGGUCAAGCAGUCGCUCUCAACCUCGGUAAAGCCAUCAAAAUCCAAACGAAGCUCAAAGGGAUCAUCCACUCCCGAAGUAGACGAGAUAAUGAGUGGGGUCGAAGACCAUGCGGCGGCUAGCCAUGAGGAGACUCUGAAGCCUACUCCCAUUGUUAGAGAAGCCAGUGCUACGCCUUCAUACGCUUUGGGAAGCGUUGCACCCUCGCAGCUUCCAGAUAAUCACUUCUUGAGCAUUGGUAUUAGCAGGACCAGCUCCCCCGCCCUUCAGCCGUCUUCGCACCAGCCCUAUCAAUCACCUUACCAGGCGGUGCCGCCAACGCCACCACCUACAGUUGUUGCAAAAACGCCCCUCAUCAACGGCACAAGAUCUACUUACCCGCCAGGUCACGUGGAAUAUUUCGCUCGCAUCACUACAAGCAACGGCAGUACAAUGGACUUACCGAUCGAAGAGAGCCAAAUCGAGAGAAAAGAGAUGGAGACGAUCAAGAGAUAUGCCGAGUAUAACGCUGUACCCGACGCGGUGCCAGUAUUGUAUCCUCAGUUCCGGCAGAUCUGGGCUUUUGCGAAACAGGGUUGA